AUGGCUUCUGCAGCUCCAGACAUCACAUCCACUUUCAAGGCAGGAGGUCACAUGUCAGAGCAGAGGAGAAAUAAGGAGCCCCCUGUGCUCAACAGAAUUGCAAGCAAGCAGUUAACCUCUGUAGGUAAAAAAGCAUUUAAAGAAGCAGUCAAGCCAGAUACUCAGAGCAGGACCAUGCCCUGCAGGGAGCUGCUGCACUUCCUCCAGAGGAACAUCGUCGUUGCUGUUGUUGCAGUGGCGGGAAUCCUAGUGACCACAGUGGUGUUGCUGCUCAUGGUGACCAUGUACACCAGGAAGAAACAGGCGUUGUGUCCUCCGGCAAACAUGACAUAUAACAUUUUUAUAAUGAAUGGGCAAGGCUGGUGGAACAAGUCUCAAGAAAAGAACUCCAAAAAAUACUUAGGAAAGCAGAAACAGCUGAGCUGCUAUUAGGCGAGGGUGGGCCAGCCCCCUGGACUCGGGGCCGAGGCGACAGGCCUCCACGCACACCUGGAGAGGC
This is a messenger RNA of Artibeus jamaicensis (Jamaican fruit-eating bat), 499 nucleotides long. RefSeq names its product chromosome unknown C2orf92 homolog (gene CUNH2orf92). Lineage: Eukaryota; Metazoa; Chordata; Mammalia; Chiroptera; Phyllostomidae. The transcript has 4 exons. The record is from RefSeq and is a predicted model, not a curated record. The coding region runs from base 1 to 432 and encodes 143 amino acids.